Messenger RNA from Necator americanus (New World hookworm), 237 nucleotides. RefSeq lists its product as uncharacterized. The record is from RefSeq and is a predicted model, not a curated record. The transcript has a single exon. NCBI's taxonomy places the organism in Eukaryota, Metazoa, Nematoda, Chromadorea, Rhabditida, Ancylostomatidae. The coding region runs from base 1 to 237 and encodes 78 amino acids.
AUGCGAAAGUUGGAAUGGGACGACAUGGGAGUGAAGGUUGAUGGUCGGCAGCUACACCAUUUGCGCUUUGCUGAUGACAUCGUACUGGUAACACCUAGCAUCAGCCAAGCGGAACGAAUGCUGACCGAAUUCGACGAAACAUGUGGAUGCAUCGGUCUUCAGCUGUCUUCAGGUGAAUUCUCACAAACUAUGGUAUUAGAGGUGUCCUAUGAUCAAAACAAAUGGCGAAACCAAUAG